Apiotrichum porosum is the source of this 1080-nucleotide messenger RNA. It is a transcript of the gene TRM9, whose product is annotated as tRNA methyltransferase, has a role in tRNA modification. Gene Ontology annotation, cellular component: nucleus; cytoplasm. Bases 1 to 1080 code for a protein of 359 amino acids. Lineage: Eukaryota; Fungi; Basidiomycota; Tremellomycetes; Trichosporonales; Trichosporonaceae. Gene Ontology annotation, molecular function: S-adenosylmethionine-dependent methyltransferase activity; tRNA binding. The record is from RefSeq and is a predicted model, not a curated record. The transcript has 3 exons. Gene Ontology annotation, biological process: tRNA wobble uridine modification.
AUGGGUCCCAAGCCCGUGCCCGUUCCUGCCACCCCCAGCGACGACCCAGCAGCUGCAGAGGAGAAGGAGGUGCACGAAGUGUACGAGGCCAUCGCGCCGCAUUUUGCUCGUACGCGCUUCAAGCCAUGGCCCCUCAUCGAACGCUUCCUCGCCACCCUCCCCGCAGGCGCGUUGGGCCUGGACGCCGGCGCCGGUAAUGGAAAAUACCUCCCCGCCGCCGCCGCCGCGGGCGCAUGGGCGAUCGCGCUGGACCGCUCCAAGGGGCUGCUGGACAUUGCGCGCGGCCAGCUGGCCAACACGGCCGAGUGCGUGCGCGGCGACCUGUGUGAUGUUCCUUGGCGCAGCGGGCUGUUUGACUUUGCCAUCUCGGUCGCGGCUAUCCACCACCUCUCGACGCCUGACCGGCGCGCCGACGGCGUCCGCGCGCUUCUCCGCCCGCUCCGCCUCGCGCCCGGCGAGCCCUCCAGGUUCUUCAUCUACGUCUGGGCAUACGAGCAGGGCCCGCUCAGCCGGCGCAAGAUGGGUUCGCUCGCGGACGCGAAUGCUGCUGCUGCUGCCGCCGCUGCCGCUGGCCAAGGGGAAGGCGGAGGCGGGGGUGGAAGCGGGGGCUCGAGCGAGGCCGUGGCGCCGGUGGACAAGGUGCAGGACGUCAUGGUGCCGUGGAUCCUGGCGCCGCAGGCUCCCAAGGCGAGUAAACCCAAAGAGCCAAGGGCGUCGAGGAAGACAAGAGUGAAGGGGACACGGCACCCCCACGCACAAGCGCAAGAACAGCAGGAGCGGCAGGAGGCGGAGCAGCAGGAGCAGCAGCCCGACUCCGAGCCCAUACCCGCUACCACCGCGCCCGCGCCCGAGCCCGAGCCAGAACCCCAAGUGUUCAACCGGUACUACCACCUGUUUGUGGAGGGCGAGCUGCGCGCGCUCGUCGAGCGCGCCGCGUUGCAAGACGGGUUUGUCCUGCGCGCCACGGGAGACGACGACGAUAUCACGCCGUCGCCACAAGAGGGGCACAAGUGGUUGCGAGUCGUGGCGGAGGGCUGGGAGGCGGAUAACUGGUGGAUCGAGGGCGAGGUCGGGGUGUAG